UUCUACAGCAUCUAGAGGUACCACCCGAGAGUUUGGAAUGCCAUGUCGAAGAAACGCAGAUGGGAUGAUGAUUAUGUUCGUUACUGGUUCACCUGUGCAACGGAGGUUGAUGGAACUCAACGCCCACAGUGCGUUUUGUGUAGGUCAGUAUUUUCCAAUGCUGAUCUCAGACCAUCAAAGCUAUCUGACCAUUUUAAUAGACAUCAUGGUGGCAUACCUGGUCAUGAUCUCAGCCUGAAGCAUGUACCAGCACCAGGUGACCAGAGGGAAACCUUGAAAGGACUUGGACUUGCGUCUCAAGAGGAUGCCUUGUUACAAGCCUCAUAUCAGUUUGCAUAUUUAUGUGCCAAGGAAAAAAAUCCUCAUACAAUAGCUGAAAAAUUAGUGAAACCUUGUGCGCUGGAAAUAGCACAAAUAAUUUUGGGACCAGACGCACAAAAGAAGCUUCAGCAGGUUCCCUUAUCAGAUGAUGUGAUCCAUUCUAGAAUUGAUGAAAUGAGCCGAGAUAUCUUACAACAAGUUCUAGAAGAUAUCAAAGCUAGUCCUCUUAAAGUGGGUAUUCAGCUUGCCGAGACAACUGACAUGGAUGGCUGCAGUCAGCUAAUGGCAUUUGUACGCUACGUAAAAGAAAAAGAGAUUAUAGAAGAAUUCCUAUUCUGUGAGCCGUUGCAUUUAACCAUGAAAGGAAUAGAUGUGUUCAGUCUCCUCCGAGACUUCUUUGUGAUACAUAAGGUAGCACUUGAGAUAUGUGGCUCUAUUUGUACUGAUGGUGCCUCUUGCAUGCUUGGAGAGAACUCAGAAUUUGUUGCCUAUGUGAAGAAAGAGGUACCUCAUAUUGUGAUCACACAUUGUAUGUUGAACCCUCAUGCACUUGUCACAAAGACAUUGCCGUCAAAACUGAGAGAUGCUUUGUUUACUAUAGUGAGAAUAAUAAAUUUCAUCAAAAGACGAGCUCCAAAUCAUCGCCUCUUUCAGACUUUUUUUGAAGAAAUUGGUGUAGAAUACAAUGUUCUCCUUUUUCAUACUGAAAUGAGGUGGCUUUCCCGAGGCCAAAUACUUACUCAUGUUUUUGAAAUGUAUGAAGAAAUAAAUCAGUUUCUUCACCACCAAAGCAGUAAUUUAGUUGAUGGCUUUGAAAAUAAAGAGUUUAAAAUUCACCUAGCGUACCUUGCAGAUUUAUUCAAACACAUAAAUGAACUUAGUGCCUCCAUGCAAAGGACUGGGAUGAACACAGUAUCAUCUAGAGAGAAAUUAUCUACUUUUGUUAGGAGGCUUCCAUUUUGGCUUAAGCGAAUUGAAAAGAGAAAUUUUACCAACUUUCCUUUCCUUGAAGAAAUUGUUGUUUCAGAUAACGAAGGGGCAGGCAUUUCAGCCGAAAUAACACUACAUCUGCAACAGUUGAGCAAUUUCUUUCACGGAUAUUUUUCUGUUGGAGAUCUUGUUGAGGCAAGUAAAUGGAUACUGGAUCCAUUUCUUUUUAAUCUGAGUUUUGUCAGUGAUGGUUAUUCAAUGAAAAAUGAUCUUGCUGAAUUACGAGCUAAUGGCCAAAUCCUAAUGGAAUUUGAGACAAUGAAGCUUGAGGAUUUCUGGUGUGCUCAGUUAACAGUGUUUCCAAACCUGGCGAAGACAGCUCUAGAAAUCCUUGUGCCGUUCGCAACUACAUACCUUUGUGAGUUGGGAUUCUCAUCACUUUUACAUUUUAAAGCAAAAUCUAGAAGCCACUUUAAUGUGACUGAUGACAUUCGUGUGGCUAUUUCAAAAAAGGUUCCUCGUUUUUCAGACAUCAUUGAACAAAAGCUACAGCUUCAGCAAAACUCACUGUAAAUGGAUACAUAUUUUUGUAUAUUUUUAAAUGUAUUCUUAAUGACGUAAAAUUAAGCUGUAAUUGUGUCACUUUUAUAUUUAUGAUAUACCAAAUCCUCAAUUUGAAAAAUUAAGCAGCUUCAGCUUUAAUGAGACAUGUGAAAAUGUUUUGAGAAUAAGAAGAACACAGCAGCAGAAAGAUUUAAAUACCACUGCUUCAUUGAUACACAUAGGAUUUUUCUAAUUCUCAGUAUCUGUUUAACCUAUUGACACGAUACAUAAAAGAAGACUUCAAAGCACCAGAAUAACCAUGUACGUGGUACAGUGGGCUGGGAACUGAGCCCAGAGAAAAGUUC
Molecule: messenger RNA, 2159 nt
Organism: Chrysochloris asiatica (Cape golden mole)
Lineage: Eukaryota; Metazoa; Chordata; Mammalia; Afrosoricida; Chrysochloridae
Gene: ZBED8
Product: chromosome unknown open reading frame, human C5orf54
Exons: 1
Coding region: 43-1824 (593 amino acids)
Source: RefSeq, a predicted model, not a curated record